This is a messenger RNA of Glycine soja, 2431 nucleotides long. Its product is annotated as LEAF RUST 10 DISEASE-RESISTANCE LOCUS RECEPTOR-LIKE PROTEIN KINASE-like 2.5. Gene Ontology annotation, molecular function: polysaccharide binding; protein kinase activity; ATP binding. The record is from RefSeq and is a predicted model, not a curated record. Lineage: Eukaryota; Viridiplantae; Streptophyta; Magnoliopsida; Fabales; Fabaceae. Gene Ontology annotation, biological process: protein phosphorylation. Bases 162 to 2171 code for a protein of 669 amino acids. The transcript is spliced from 3 exons.
CAACACACUAACAUAAACAUAGAACAGUCCAUGGUCAAUAUACAACCGCGUGCUUUAUCUUGUUUUUUUGGCCUUAAUUUCCUUAAAGCAGCCCAAGAAACUUGUCACUUAUUCUCAGUUCCCAUCACUACUCACACAAAUAUCAAGUUUUCAACAAAAGCAUGCCUGCAGGCUUCGCCAUUCAAAUCCCCACAACAACCUUCUAUGUAACGAUGAACACUAGUCGUUCCUCCUUCCUUUCAUCCAUACUCACACUUGCUUUCUUCUUCUUAACAACUUUGCCACAAUCCUACUCUCAAAAAAAUGACACGCACUCUAUUUGCAGCCAAUUAUCAUUCAGUUGUGGAACUCUCAGAAACAUAUCGUAUCCAUUCUGGGGAGGGAACCGACCUCAGUUUUGUGGCCGCAAUGGGUUCAAGCUCACGUGCAUGCAUGACCAAAACACCUCGGUUCAAGUUGGUUCCCAAAGAUUCAACGUACUAAACAUUAACCAAACUGCUUCCACCUUGAGAAUGGCGAGAACAGACCUUGUCUAUGAUCGCUGCUCUUCCAAUUUCACCAACACUUCUCUGAGUGUCAGUCCCUUCAGUUUUCCCUCCACCGUUCAGAAUGUCACUAUAUUCUACGAAUGCCCUUCUGGGAUUAAUUCAGUUGUGGGAAACAAUUUUACGUGCCAGAAUGAUAGUAAUAAUAAACAUGCUUUCUAUGUGGUCAAUGGAACUCAGCUGAAGCAGUUCCCAGGCCUUCAGAAGUGUGGCGUUAGUGUUCAGAUGCAAGUUUCAGAGGGUGUUGUUUGGGACUCUGAGGGUGGAAUUGGGGCGUUGGAGAAAGCGCUGGAGAAAGGGUUUGAUGUGCGGUACGAUGCAGAGUUGAGUUCUCAGUGCACAGCAUGCAGGGAUUCUGGAGGAGCAUGUGGGACGAAUGAGAAUGAUUUGGCUCAGUUCUCUUGUUAUUGCUCCGGUGGAACUCAUGGUUCACUGUGCUCUACUCACAAAAGUCAAAGGAAGAACAGAGUGUUGAAGCUGGUUUUAGGUUUCGUUGCUACUGGAUUUGCACUGCCUCUCAUUGCUGUCAUCAUAUGCCGUAACAAAGCUAGGAUUUGGAAAUUUAUAUUAGUACAAGUUGGUAAGAUAAAAAAGAAUGAUCAAGUUAUAGAAGCCUUCCUUGAAAGCCAAGGUUCUCUAGGUCUAAAAAGAUACAGUUUCUCCGAUAUCAAGAAAAUAACCAACUCCUUCAAAAUUAAACUGGGAGAAGGUGGUUAUGGUUCUGUCUACAAAGGAAAAUUACUCAAUGGUUGCUCGGUGGCAGUGAAGAUACUGAACGAGUCAAAAGAGAAUGGCGAAGAGUUUAUCAAUGAGGUUGCUAGCAUAAGCAAAACAUCCCAUGUUAACAUUGUCUCUCUCCUUGGAUUUUGUCUAGAUGGAAGCAGAAAAGCUCUAAUAUAUGAGUUCAUGUCCAAUGGUUCACUUGAAAAAUACAUUCACGAGAAGACAGCUGAAACAAAAACUACUACCCCAUCCUUGAGUUGGGAGAGAUUGCACCAGAUUGCAAUAGGCAUAGCUCGAGGACUAGAGUACCUGCACAAAGGAUGCAACACUCGGAUUCUGCAUUUCGACAUUAAGCCACAUAACAUCCUUUUGGAUGAAGCUUAUCGCCCGAAGAUAUCAGAUUUUGGGCUUGCUAAGCUUAGCACAAGAGAUGAAAGCAUCAUUUCAAUGUCAAAUGCUAGAGGGACAGUAGGGUAUGUGGCUCCCGAGGUGUUCAGCAAAAGUUUUGGAGGUGUUUCACACAAGUCUGAUGUUUACAGCUAUGGAAUGAUGCUGCUAGAAAUGGUUGGAGGGCAGAAGAACAUGGACGUUGAAGCUAGUCGCUCAAGCGAGAUAUAUUUCCCGCAGUUGGUUAUUUAUAAGAAGCUUGAGCAGGGCAAUGAUUUGGGACUUGAUGGGAUAUUGUCCGGUGAGGAAAAUGAGAUAGCAAAGAGAAUGACUAUGGUGGGUUUGUGGUGCAUUCAGACAAUUCCUUCACAUAGACCUACCAUAAGUAGAGUCAUUGACAUGUUGGAAGGUAGUGUGGAUUCCUUGGAAAUGCCACCAAAACCUUUCCUGUCUUCUCCUCCAAGAUCAUCAACAGAUUUUUCCACUGCAAUAUCCAAAUCACUUGCCAGUGUCUGAUGCUGCUGCUGGAGUUGCAUGUGUUCUUUCAAACAUAGUAUACCUUACAACUUUCGCUAUUGAUCAUCAAAGUUAAUAUCGGUCCUUCUAUAUAUAUAUAUUUUGUAAGUGUCUCUUUUUUAUUUGGAGCGGGAUGGGGGUGAUGGGGCCUCAUGCAUGGGAUAUGCAAAUUAAAUAACUGCAACAGUGUGCAAUAGUUUCUCCUAUUCAUAUUUAGAGAAAUCUAUGUUUAUUAACAUUAAUUUAUGAGUUUAAUUUUA